AUGUUUAAUCCAAUAGCAGUGGCGGUGGCGGUGGCGGCGGUGGUGAUUCUCAUAGGGUGGGUACAUAGGGCCAUAAAGCCUCCUCCUCCAACAGCAUGUGGAUCUGUUGGUGGUCCUCCAGUCACUUCACCAAGAGUGAAACUCAGUGAUGGAAGGCAUUUGGCCUAUAGGGAAUUUGGUGUUCCAAAGGAAGAAGCUAGGUACAAGAUGAUUAUCAUUCAUGGAUAUGGCGAUUCCAAAGAUUCAAAAUUGAUUAAUGUUUCUCAAGAACUUGUUGAAGAUCUAGGGAUAUAUUUCCUCUCCUUUGACAGAGCAGGUUACGGCGAGAGUGAUCCAAAUCCAUUGCGUUCAGUGAAGAGUGAAGCAUAUGAUAUUCAAGAACUAGCUGAUAAAGUGCAAAUUGGGGAUAAAUUUUAUGUCCUUGGAAUGUCAAUGGGAGGCUACUCUGCUUGGAGCUGCCUAAACUACAUUUCACAUAGAUUAUUAGGAGUAGCAUUGGUAGCUCCAGUGCUAAAUUACUUUGGGAUGCCCUCUUUUCCUGAUAAUUUAUUAAAAGAGGCUCUUCGGAUGCUACCUAAGUCAGACCGGUGGACACUUCGAGUUGCUCAUUACGCCCCUUGGUUGUUCUAUUGGUGGAGGACUCAAAAAUGGUUCCCAACAUUGUCGCCGGUAAAUCUUGAAACGUUGCCUCAUGAGGAUAUAGAGGCCAUAAAGAGCUUGCCAGAAGAUCCAAACAUGGGCCAGAAAGCAACUCAGCAAGGUACAUAUGAAUCAUUACACCGAGACUUAAUAGUUGCUUUGGGAAAGUGGGAGUUUGGCCCAACAGAGAUAAAAAAUCCAUUCCCUGACAAUGAUGGUGCUGUUCACCUUUGGCAAGGCUCCAAGGAUACGAUAAUUUCAUGUAUGCUGAUGCGUUACAUCGCACACAAACAACCUUGGAUUCAUUAUCAUGAGCUUCCUAAUGCGGGGCAUAUGUUCAUCAAAUCGAGAAAUGAAUGUGAAUCUAUAAUUAGAGCACUUCUAGCCUCAUAA
Lotus japonicus is the source of this 1032-nucleotide messenger RNA. RefSeq lists its product as uncharacterized. NCBI's taxonomy places the organism in Eukaryota, Viridiplantae, Streptophyta, Magnoliopsida, Fabales, Fabaceae. The record is from RefSeq and is a predicted model, not a curated record. Bases 1 to 1032 code for a protein of 343 amino acids. The transcript is spliced from 4 exons.